Messenger RNA from Penicillium alfredii, 1320 nucleotides. Its product is annotated as RraA family protein. The record is from RefSeq and is a predicted model, not a curated record. The coding region runs from base 1 to 1320 and encodes 439 amino acids. The transcript has a single exon. NCBI's taxonomy places the organism in Eukaryota, Fungi, Ascomycota, Eurotiomycetes, Eurotiales, Aspergillaceae.
AUGGUUCAAUGCAACACCUUGGACCGGCUUUCAGCGCUGAACAGCAACACAGUGUCGGAUGCCUUGGAUUCCCUCGGCCUUAGUGGAGCAACGUAUGGCCUUCAACCAUUAUGGAAAUGCCCUCAGAUUGUCGGGCGCAUCAGCACAGUAAAAAUUGAGGUCGAUCCGUAUACCUCUGCUGCAAUCCAACCCUCUACCUCUGUCUUGGAUGAGGGAACAGGAGAUGAUCGCAUUCUUGUCGUCUCAGGCGGCAUCGACGGCGUCUCGUGCGGGAAAGAUAUCAUCGACAAUGCCUGGAAAUCGCAUUGCAUUCGAGGCGCCAUCAUCGACGGCAUAUGUCUUGACAACAAUGACGUACGCCGGGCUGAAUAUCCGGUUUAUGGUCGCGGUUUGGCCAGUGGGCACCAUAAAUCAGCGCAAGUUACUCUUGGAACACCAAUUCAGAUACGAGGCUUUGGGGUCCAUCAAGACGACUAUGUGAUUGCCGAUAGCUCCGGGGCGGUUUUUGUAUCCGCAGAGCAUAUUGAGAGGGUCUUGAAAGCUGGCGAGAAUAUCAAUCGUCGUCAAGCCUUGCUGGCUCAAGCUGUUCAAGACAGUCGCCCCGUGUCCGAGACUAUGAGUGAGCCACAUGUCGACGCUGUGCAAAACUACAACAACGUCAACGCCGAAGAUCAAGAAUUGGUAGCGCUGUUCGCCGGCUCGGAUACCCCUGCAGUCUCUGACGCGCUUGAUAGGCUUGAUAUACAAGGGCAAGCCCUGAAAAUCAUGCCUUUGACCAAUUACACAAAGGUCACUGUUGGACCAGCCUUUACUGUACGCUAUAUACCAGCUAGUAAUCCGCCAGGAGGGGUUGGUAAUUGGAUUGAUGACGUCGCCCCGGGCGAUAUGAUAGUCAUCGACAAUGGCGGCCGCACAGAUUGUACUAUCUGGGGCGAUCUUAUGACCCAGUACGCGGGCAUUCGAGGCAUCUCUGGAACUGUGAUUGAUGGCGUGUGCCGUGAUGUGAACCGUGCCCUUACUGAUGACUACCCCAUGUUUACAUCUGGCCGCUUUAUGAGGACUGCUAAGGAUAGAGUCCAGCUGGCAGGUGUUAACGAGUCUAUCGGGAUCGGAGGAGUACAUGUCAAGUCUCGAGAUAUCGUUGUAGCAGAUGCAAAUGGGGUGGUUUUUGUUCCGCGGGACCGAGCCCGCGAGGUGGCUAAACUUGCACAGUGGGUAGUGAAGUGCGAGGAAAGCAUCAGGGAAUUGAUUGCUGGCGGAGCUACCCUUGGCAAGGCGCGAGAGGAGCUUAAUUAUCACCAACUGCAGCGUAAAGCUUAG